AGUAGGGUCACAUUGUUCAUAACGGAAUGUGCAGUUCAAACAAAGUUGGUUUGGCCAUGGCCAUUCUGUGCGCGGUUCAAUUUGGGCUAUGUUCUUGUGGGGAAAAGUGCGAAUUUGGAUAUGAGCUGCUCGCCACAAAGCUGGAAGCAUUGGAUUACGCAAUUACUAAGAAUGCGGCCUCAACUAAACUGGAAAUUAAUGAAAUGUUAUCGAGUAUCAAAAAUCUAACCACUGCAACCUGUGGGCUGAGUGAUGUGAAAUUUGACGACGCUAGAACAUUAUCGUCUGCUCCCAAAUCAUGCAAGGAUACAUCGAUAAAAACGUCCGGACCCCACCUAAUCAAUCCGGAGAUUGGAUUCAGCGAGGCGUUUUGGGUUGGCUGCGAUCAGGAGUAUGAAGGAGGAGGGUGGACCAUCAUUCAGCAUCGUUUCGACGGUUCGGUAGACUUCAGAAGACCCUGGCAGGAGUAUAAGUCAGGGUUUGGUCACUUAAGAGGAGAGUUUUGGUUGGGUCUAGAGAAAGUUCAUCGGUUGACCUAUGGAGAACCUCAUGAGUUGCAUGUGGUUCUGGAAGAUUUCGAUGGGAAGCGGGUUACGGCAAAAUACAGUGAAUUUGCGAUAGGCAGUGAGCAUGAGUCUUUUGCGAUGACUAAAUUGGGAGAGUACAGUGGAACGGCGGGUGAUUCGUUGUCGAGCCAUAAAAAUGGCCUCUUCACCACGUUGGAUCGGGAUAAUGAUCAGAAUGGUGGCGCAAACUGUGCACAGAUUUACAGUGGCGCUUGGUGGCAUAUAAGUUGCCAUGCGAGCAACUUGAAUGGGUUAUAUUUGAGAGGAACAACUGACACUUAUGCUACCGGUAUGUGCUGGAAUGCCUUCAGAGGGUAUCAUUAUUCGUUGAAAAUAUCGAAAAUGAUGAUAAGAAGUAAGCUGUGAAGUGAAUCACCGAAACAUGCAAUUUUUUGUUUUUUGUUAUGUUGCUUGGAUGAAACAUGAAACAACAACUAUUUGAUAACGCGCGUAAACCCACUUUCUGCAGUGACUCGAUAAAACGAAAACAAACAAAAAACAUAACAGUGCUGUGAACCCCAGAAUGAAGUAAUCUCAUUUUCUUCGAACAUGAUGGUUUGGUGAAGCUUAUGCAGAGGUGCCAUAACCAAUGUAUGAAAGCGUCUAUAUGUUUACAUCUGAGUCGAAUGCCGUUAUUUCUGCGUGCGAUUCCGGUUGUGUAUUUUUAUUAUAACAAAUUAGUUCGUUCCAAGCGCAAACAGUGUGUUGUAUAUUAGUUUCUUAUGAAAACAAUAUCAUAUUUCGCUAAUUCUAGGGAAAACAAAUGUAAUCGCAAAUCACUUAUUCUGUCGUUCAUUCCUUCAACAUGUUAUAGGUUAUAACACCGCAAUCAUUUCAAUUCAAACCAGAGCAUGCCAGUUCUCGAAUAUACUGACACUUAAUAGAGCGAUGGGACUUCGAGUAUGCGAUGCGUUUUUGACCUUGAUGUGAAGUAAUAGAAGUAAAGAAGCAGUUGAAUAUAAUUAUU
Molecule: messenger RNA, 1533 nt
Organism: Toxorhynchites rutilus septentrionalis
Lineage: Eukaryota; Metazoa; Arthropoda; Insecta; Diptera; Culicidae
Product: ficolin-1-like
Exons: 2
Coding region: 27-932 (301 amino acids)
Source: RefSeq, a predicted model, not a curated record